AGUUCGUGUAGUUCGCUCACUCGUACUCACGCGCUAUAUGGCUCGUGUACAAUGAGCGCUGUCAAAGCUGGAACUGUCAAACGGAAGAGUGCAUGUGAAGAGUGUGCAUGUGAAGAGUGUGCAUGUGAAGAGUGUAUGUGAAGAGUGUGCAUGUGAAGAGUGUAUGUGAAGAGUGUGCAUGUGAAGAGUGUAUGUGAAGAGUGUGCAUGUGAAGAGUGUGCAUGUGAAGAGUGUAUGUGAAGAGUGUGCAUGUGAAGAGUGUGCAUGUGACGAUGCAGUCAAACCAUAACUUUGGCUACACGAGGACGAUGUGAAUGCACCGACCGCUGAUAUGCGUCUGACUUUGAGUCUGAUCCAGAGUCAGCUCGAGUGGGAGCUCUGAGACCAACACAUGGGGGAGCUUGUGUUCCGACACUGCGACUGCGCGUGUACGUUGUGAUUCAUAUACGUGGACAAGUCGAUAAUUAAUGAACAAAUGCAAUGCCGCAACAGUGCGCGUGUUAUGCAGGAAAUAUGUCAGACUUCCCUUUGGUGUAGCGACAGGAAGCAUUAACCACUUAAAUGUCUGCGCGAGGGCACCGGCUGACGCACAGGGAGACGCGCUCUCAGGGCCUCGGAACACGGUGUUCAGUCUUCUGAGGCAGCUUCAGGAUGAAGUGUUCCCUGCCAUCUUGUUUAGGGGCCAAUUUACUCUUCUGCCUGGGACUGCUGCACUGCGGCGAAGCCAGAGUGCACACUGAGGUACAGGCUGGGCCUCUGUAUCGAGUGGCGGGCUCCCUGCUCUCCAUCUCCUGCAACGUGAGCGGCUUCGCCAGUGACAACGCGACAAAAGAUAUCGAGUUCCGUGUCAAGAAGCCUGCAAAUCCAACACUCGAGCUCAACAUCAUCAGCACAAGGGACAAAGGCUUCAGCUACGCCAUGUAUACUGUCCGUGUGAGGAGCAAAGAAAUCACCCUGACCCAUGUGACUCCAAACUCAGUCUUGUUUGAGAUACACCGCCUCGAGAAAGGGGAUGAAGGGGAAUAUGACUGUUCUGUAGUCAACUCAGAACAGACUUAUGAUGGAACCUACAGCGCCGUAACAACAGUGAAAGUGAUCGACAACUCCCUCAGUGUUUCAUCAACUGCCUCCACCUCGCUGAGCUAUACUGAGGGCGAUGCUCUCGCGUUAACAUGCCGCGCCUCCAGCAACAGCGCCCAGCACACCCACCUGUCUCUUGUCUGGUAUCUCCAUAACGACGGCAGGGACAACGCUCGGCCUAUCAUCUCUCUGGAUAGAGAAUUCACACUCAGCCCUGGUCCGGGGUUUGAAGGGCGUCACCAAGCUGGACUGAUAAGGUUAGAUAAAACGGGAGAGGCCACGUACAAGCUAAACAUGGCUCAGCUGGAGCUUUCAGACCAAGGAAGGAUCUACUGCCAGGCUCAGGAGUGGAUCCAAGAUCCCGACCACUCUUGGUACACUAUCGCACAAAAGGAUGCAAAGGAAACUACCCUGAAUGUUAAAGCCAGAGAGGUGGUGCCAGACACGUCGUCUCUGGUGGUGAGAAUCUCAGCGCAGCCGGAAAUUCUGCAGGAGGGGCAAGAGCUGUCGCUGUCCUGCAACGUAGACUCGCAGAACCUGGAGGAGAGGUUCUUCUCUGUAGCCUGGCUCAGGGGAAAUAGUGAGUUGGCCCGCAUUGGCCCGACAGGCAUUCUGUCCGUGGGGCCCGAGUACAGCGGGCGAGUGAAAGAAGGAGAGCUCAGGGCAGCCCGGAUUGGGGAUGGAGACUACCGUCUCAUAUUGCAGCCUGUCAGGACCGAGGACCAAGGAGAGUAUCUCUGUAGGGCAUGGCUUCAGGACAGAGGUCAGGAUGGUGCCUUCACACAGCAAGCAACUCAGGACUCCAGCUCCCAGCUGGUCAGCAUCUCAUCCACAGAGAGUGGCCUCUCAGUUGAACUGCAAAACAGCGUGGGUGUUAACGAAGGGUACCGUCUGGAGCUCACCUGUAAAGUACACAGGGUCAACGGUCAGCUCUCCGUUACUUGGCAACGCAAAUCAGCAUCCACAGCAGCAUCCGCGUUCGCCAGUGUCAUCAGUCUAAGUCAGGAGGGCGUCACGGAGAAAGCGGGGGAGUUCGUGAGCCGCGCAGUACGGGCAACGCGUCCAGCAAUAGACACCUUCACCCUGGAGCUGGAUGGAGUCACACCUUCGGAUUCAGGUGUCUACCAGUGUGUUGUGUCCGAAUGGAAAAUCAAUAGCAAGACCAACAGCCAGUCACGGGAUGCCACUGUGACGGUGGCUCCUACAGAUUCGUUCGUUAAGGUGAAACUGAUAAGUCGCGACAGCAGCGUGACCGUCGGUGACAAUGUGGAGUUGAUGUGCUGGGUCAGUGGUCCACGUUUACCAAUAACACUGACUUGGAGCCUGCAGCGGCCGUAUGCCUCGACCCAAGAUAGCAUCCUGACCGUGUACUCCGACGGUGCCAUCAGCUGGUUUGGAGACCAGCAGCGCUACCAGCUGAAAGUAGAGAACAAAGAGAAUGGAGUCUUUUACUAUCUGCUUAUGAAUAGUGCGAGCCGUAGGGAGGCGGGAAUCUACCAGUGUUGGGUGUCUGUCUUCCUGGAGAAGGUUCACAAGAAGUUGCCUCCAUCCAACCAGCUGGGUGUUUUGGUGCAGGACCCAGUGAGCGAUCUCGUGCUGACCACCACGCCUGCCUCGACAAUAAAUAUCACCGCUGACAUAGAAAUCAAAUGCUCCGUUAUCUCUAAACCCUCGGCGUCCUCCCGCUACGCUGUCACCUGGCUGCUCCAGCAACAGGCAGGAAAUAAGACCAUUGUGAGCUCAGACCAGGAUGCCCUCGUGACAGUCGCACCCCGGGAGCAGCUGAGCCACGGGCAGCGAAUCAGCACGAAGCGCACUAAGGGCCCUAGUUUUGAGCUUAGUAUUCGGCAAGCUCGGCUCUCAGACAAUGGCUCAUACGUAUGCGAGGUGGUGGAGUGGCUGCAAGAUCCGCAUGGGGACUGGUAUCAGCUCUCGCCGGUGUCCAAAACUACCGAGCUAACAGUUAUCGAGCCCGAAACCAACCUGUCUAUUUUGAAGGAAGAAAAGUCGUUGAACAUGAGCAGAUCCCAGGACCUCCCGAUCCCCUGUCACAUCACCGACCAAUCCAGCAGUGAAUCUGAGUUCCAGGUCACAUGGUUUUGGCAGAAAGAGACAGAAGCUGAACGACGCCCCAUUUUCACAGCGUACCGCAACUCCACCCUGCAAGACAGGCUUGGAAAGGGUGAUCAGCUGAGAUUCAGACGCCCUUUGCGCGACCAAUUCAGCCUCACAGUAAUACAGCCAAGUCCUGAAGAGAGUGGCCUGUAUUUCUGUGAGGUAGAAGAGUGGCUCCCAUCUCCGUCUCAUGGGUGGAGGAAGCUCGCCGUGGAAAAGUCAGGAUACUUGACUGUUAAUGUCUAUGCAGAAGGAGAGGUCAAAGACGUCUCUGAGCCAGAAUGCAAGUCAGAUAUGUGGAUGGGGAUUCUUAUAGCGAUCGUUAUCUGCUCACUGUUGGUCGUGUUCCUGCUGGUGCUGAAGAUAUGCAGGAGCAACGUCUCAGGAGGAAACAAGUCGGCUCAAAAUCUGUGGGCAGAGCCAGAGCAAUACACGCUGAAAACCAAACCCAGUGCAGAUGACUGAACAGACCAGAACAGGAGAGGGAUACAAAUGCACUUCUAUUUUAAAUGUGAAAUGUAAUAUAUGCAAUGUUUUUUUAAUUGUUAUUCAGAGUUUAACAAUCUAUCAGUUAAAUUAAUCUGUUGAUAAUGUUUUCAAAAAAAAUAGUCUAAAUGUGUUUACUGCCCGUGGAAGCUGGGAAUAAUUUUGCCUUCAUGAAUUAAUUAAAUUCAUUAAACCUUUCAAAUUUAACGGGAACUUUCCGUUUUUUUACAGCUAAAAUGCAUCACCAGCAUAAACAGCAGCUGCUUACCGCCUGCAAAUGACAGUUGAGCUUGGCAGGAGAUUAACUUUGUGGCUUUACACCUACAAAGCAACACAUCUUCUGAUUGACAAAUUCCUUCUUUACGUUGCAACAUACCAGGCGGCUUGAUACGCUGUCUCUGGUGGGGAGAAGUCAACGCAGAGCAUGUCUGAGGGAGCAGCUCCGUGCGGUACGAUCUUAAACUUUUAUCUGCAGAUAACACAGAAAUGAAUCAACCAGAGAGUGCUCUGCGGGUUCUGCAGCAGCACCGGAUGACUGUGGUCGGCAAAGGUGCUGAGAUCUGUGUGACAAGCAGUUUUAUAUAUACGAUGAAGGUAUAAAAUCUGCCAACGCCAAUAUUUAAUGUGCGUUUGAUUCUCGAUGUUUGCUUCUAGAUAGAAGAGUAGUGUGUGGAUGAAUGUGCUUCGAGGAGUCUUAAUAAAUGAAAUGUUUGUCAUA
Molecule: messenger RNA, 4399 nt
Organism: Cyclopterus lumpus (lumpfish)
Lineage: Eukaryota; Metazoa; Chordata; Actinopteri; Perciformes; Cyclopteridae
Product: immunoglobulin superfamily member 3-like
Exons: 9
Coding region: 652-3660 (1002 amino acids)
Source: RefSeq, a predicted model, not a curated record